UUCUUUGAAAAGGGGGGUGGGGAGAGGCCAUGGCCGUCCCAGCCAAGAAGAGGAAGAUGAACUUCUCUGAGCGAGAGGUGGAAAUCAUCGUGGAGGAGCUGGAACUGAAGAAGCACCUGCUGGUGAACCAUUUCAACGCCGGGGUCCCUCUGGCUGCCAAGAGUGCGGCCUGGCACGGCAUCUUAAGAAGGGUCAACGCGGUGGCCACCUGCCGCAGGGAGCUGCCGGAGGUCAAGAAGAAGUGGUCUGACCUCAAGACCGAGGUCCGUCGCAAGGUUGCCCAGGUCCGGGCAGCGGUGGAGGGUGGCGAGGCCCCAGGGCCCACUGAGGAGGAUGGAGCCGGUGGGCCUGGGACGGGUGGUGGCAGUGGCGGCGGUGGCCCAGCUGUAGCCCCCGUCCUGCUCACCCCCAUGCAACAGCGCAUCUGUAACCUGCUGGGCGAGGCCACCAUCAUCAGCUUGCCUAGUACCACAGAGAUCCACCCCGUGGCCCUUGGACCCACAGCCACUGCAGCCGCAGCCACGGUCACCCUGACACAGAUCCCCACGGAGACCACCUACCACACGCUGGAGGAGGGAGUGGUAGAGUACUGUACCACGGAGGCCCCACCAGCCCUCCCAGCCGAGGCUCCCGUGGAGAUGAUAGCUCAGCACCCUGACACUUCGGUCAAACCUCAGGCGCUCAAGAGCCGCAUCGCCCUCAACUCUGCCAAGCUGAUCCAGGAGCAGAGAGUCACCAAUCUGCACGUGAAGGAGAUCGCCCAGCACCUGGAGCAGCAGAACGACCUACUGCAGAUGAUCCGCCGCUCCCAGGAGGUACAGGCCUGCGCCCAGGAGCGCCAGGCCCAGGCCAUGGAGGGCACCCAGGCAGCGCUGAGUGUCCUCAUCCAGGUCCUCCGGCCCAUGAUCAAAGAUUUCCGCCGCUACCUGCAGAGCAACACGCCCAACCCCACUCCCGCCUCGGACCCUGGACAGGUGGCCCAGAACGGGCAGCCCGACAGCAUCAUCCAGUGAGGACGGGGGCCGCCCCAGCCUUCUACUGUAAUCGGAUGACAUCAGUGUGGUCUUCUAAGUGGGCUCUGUGACUGGCCUGAGGCUAGCGCUGGCCACGUGGACAGCUCUCUCUUUGUUAGACUGUGAGGGAGACUGAAAAGAAGUUGUUGGGCUCCUGGGACUCGAACUCUCUUACCCUCACCACUUGAGCUGCCUUGCUGAGAACCUGAAGAUUGGUUGGGGGAUGGGGGAGGCUGGACGCUGGUGCUGCUACACACGUUGUCACGAACCAAGGGUUGUGACACCACCCAGACUCUGUCUAGGACAACUGUAAGGAAGGUUCUGGCUGGGGGCCGUCUCCCAGCCGGGGUCUGUGCUGAACGGCUCCCCCUACCCGACCCAGUGUCAUCGCUUCGAAUAAGAUGUCAGUGGUGCUGGUAGUGACACAGUAGCGGGGCCUGAGGAGGAAACUCCACCCUUUUCUCCUUUGCACUGUGCCUCAGUUCUCAGGGGAUUCUAGUCAAUCUGUGCUCUCCUCACUACCCCCCCCCCCCCAACCCUGGGCUGGCUCUGCAGUACACCCAGCGUGCAGCCCUCUGGGCUCAGGAAUGCUGGGUGUCAUGGGGACUGAUUGGCCACCAUCUUGUCUUCCACUGGAUCCCUGGGCAGCCCGUUAGUGGUUCAUCCUGAAAGCUUUUGACCCAGGUCAGGCAUCAGGCUUUGGGUGCUGUAAAUUUGAGAGAAAACAGACCCGCGUGGAAACAUGUUGCCCCCCGGCUCCCCUGCAGUGAGUCUGAGGUGACCGGUUGGCUUCUUCCAGAAGGCUUGCUUCAGCACAGUUGUAUUUAUUCUGUGCCUCGGACCCCUCCUGGGAAAGAGGGGGCAGCUCUGGCCACACCCUUCCUCCUUUCCUCUUCUGACUCCGUGAUUCCGAAACUCAGUGUGGGAAAAAGCCUGCUCAGCAUCCUGCCCCGGACUCCCUCUUCCCUUAUUCGGCGCCUCAUGUUCCUGCGAGACUCCCACUGGCUGGGUGAAUCUGAAGGCCUGAUUGGCCCUGAAUGUUUGAGGUGGGAGAGCCAGAGCUGACCUAAGAUGCGGGACCUUUGACUUCCGUGCUCGGGGAAGAGCAGAUCGACCUCAGAGCGCUGAAGAAGAAUCGCCAUCCAUCACUGAGACCCUGCGUCUUCCCAGAUCAUUCCCCAGGACCGCCAUUUUGCUGCCGGUGCCUCGGCCACACGUGACCAGCGAUUGCUACUUGAGGCUCCAGAUCUCAGCUAAACCGUCAAGGUGCUGCGCUUCUAGGCACGUGUGUUUGGAAUUGCUUGCUCCGUGGUUGCAGCCACAGCAAGGUGCCCCCAGAGAUGGUCGGGAGGUGACUGCCGGAUGGUACAGUCAGCCUCUCUAUGGAGGGCAGGGGCAGCGCCAGCUAUAGAGCAACGGAGAGGAAUCAGGCUGGGGAGGGGGUGAGUGGAGGAAGGAAAUCGCCACAGGCUGGAAAGCAGCGGCCCCUGGCAGCCCGGGCACACUCCCUCCGGGGAGCCUGACGGCCCUGGCAGGGAGGCUGUGGGGCCUUCCUGCGGACUUGCCACUCAGUUUGCUUUGUCUCUGGGGUUGGCAACCUGAGCCAGUAUUGCAUCUGUUCUGAUUGGGUAUAAAGAGGAAUCCUGGGUGAUCACUUAAACUGACUACUUCUUGCCAGGUCAUAAUUUUAAAUUAAAAACAUAUCACUUUUUUUUUUUUUUUUUUACACAUAUCUGUGUCUUUAUUGGUUAUAGGUAGGAGAUAAUGGGCUGGCAGAGAACAGGGGCUGGCAUAGUAUGGCCCAGGGGUCAGAUCUGGCCCAGCACCUGUCUUUGUCAAUAAAGUUUUAUUGGACACA
Molecule: messenger RNA, 2871 nt
Organism: Hyaena hyaena (striped hyena)
Lineage: Eukaryota; Metazoa; Chordata; Mammalia; Carnivora; Hyaenidae
Gene: NAIF1
Product: nuclear apoptosis inducing factor 1
Exons: 3
Coding region: 30-1013 (327 amino acids)
Cellular component (GO): nucleus
Source: RefSeq, a predicted model, not a curated record